Messenger RNA from Brassica napus (rape), 5976 nucleotides. Its product is annotated as mitogen-activated protein kinase kinase kinase 20-like. Gene Ontology annotation, biological process: protein phosphorylation. Gene Ontology annotation, molecular function: ATP binding; protein kinase activity. The transcript has a single exon. NCBI's taxonomy places the organism in Eukaryota, Viridiplantae, Streptophyta, Magnoliopsida, Brassicales, Brassicaceae. Bases 4383 to 5351 code for a protein of 322 amino acids. The record is from RefSeq and is a predicted model, not a curated record.
GACGUUUGGUCAGCUUCUUUCAGGUAUAAAUAUAAUUAAGAUAACAAAAAGUAUAGUUGUCCUAUAUAUAAAUCUAGGUCUUACAUUUUAAAUUUAGGGCUUCGCAAAGUUAUUUUGAGAGAAGUUUUGACUCUGCCUUGUUCUGCUUAUAAAACAAUUGACUGUAGAAACCAAUAGCUGCAUGAUUUACAUUUAAAUUCUCUUGAUGAGCUCUAAUCGUUGUUUCCCCUAUUUCAGUACCUAUUUUAAAAGUUCGUGAAAAGUUGAAGCUAUCUUACUAUCUUGUAUACGAUUAGACGCAAAAUUAAAAGCUUAUGAGCUGAGGAGAACCAGAAUUGUAUAAUCUAUUAGUGUUCUAAACACUCUUUGUUACUUUUUUCACUCUUUUUAACAAUUGUAAACUUUAGCCAAAAUGACAAUAUAUAAUUAAGUUUCCGUCGACAUAAUAUAUAUAGUAUUUAUACUUGGCUUCAUUAUUGAUGAAGACUUGUGAGCUUGGAUGUCUCGUUAUGAUAUUAUUACUUCUUUUUUUUUUUCUCUGAAAUAAUUUUCUAUCGCUAGAAAAAAUCAAAAAAGGAGUUGGGCAUUGAGGUGUGAACAAAGGCAGCCAAAAGUUUGAAAGGGAUAGAAAUAUAUUUUAAUGAUCUGUUUCUACAUCUACUGUAGAAAUGAUUGACAGUUCAUUGUUAUUUUACCAAAAUAGCCCUAACUUCUCUUUUGGACACAUGAAAGAGCUUUCCAUCGGACUAUUGUAAACAAGAAACUAUUGUAAACAAAACACAAUUAUUCGAGAAAAAUUAGAUCAUAUAACCAUAAAAUAAUAUUGACAAAUUAACCUACGAUACACUGCGUAUCAUCGAAUAUUAGAUAAAAAUUGCUUUCUAUAUUACUCGAUACUUUAAACUGCAAAAUUUCUUAGGAAUACAUCGAUGUUAGCCGCAAGUAACACCAAUGUGAAACUUAAGAAAAAGAAAACUGAAACAUCAGAUAUGAUGUACAGCCGCCUAAACAAAGCAAUUAAUUGGUACGAAAUAGGAAAGUUGAUACAUAAUGCUAUUUCUAUUUGCGAGGCGGUGUUGCGACAAAGAUUAGCGGCAACAUUGAUGUUGGUGUUAAUGAAGCUACUAGAACUUGAGGUGAAACAUGUAUGUCAGUAGUUAAUGAUUUGAUAAUUUAAUAAGUGAAAGUGAAAGUGAAAGUGAAAAUGAGAUUCAGAACUUGAGAAGAUGAUCAAUUUUAUUUAUUUAUUACUCCAUCUGUUCCUUAAAGAUACAUAUUAUAAAAAAAAAAUUAUUUCUAAAAAAAUUAUUUUUUAUAUUUUCAAUGCAUAUUUUAUUAACUAAAUGCAAAUUUCAAAAAUCUUAAUUGCACUAAUUAGUUUUUUAUUGAUUUAAAAUUAUGAAAAGAAGAUAAACACAAAAAAAUAUGUAAAAUUAAUGUGUUUUAUUAAAAUGUGUGAAAAAACUAGAAUAUAGAUCUUUUAGAAAUAUAUGUAGUAUAUUUUAUUAUAGAUAUAUUGUUUCUUUCUAACAAAUAGAAUAGAAAUCAUAUAUUUCAUAGUAAUAGUGACAGUUACAUACAAUUGAUAUGAAAUGUUUGGUUUAUAGUUUGAUUUUUAAAUCUAGUUCGAACAAUAUUUUUCUCAUAGUUUUUUUUUUUAAACAAGUUUCAUUUCAUAACUUUAGAGUUGAUACAUUAGGAGAGAGUUUGUUUGGCCAUAUAUUUAGCUCUAUCAUUAGCUGAUCUAAGAAUAUACUUAAACUGAAUAAAGAUAAACAUAGAGGAAAGGAGAUAAAUGUCGUUAAGAAUUCUUGGGAUCUCUAGGUUUCUUCCCCUCGAAUUUACCAGUUUUAUGAGAAUUUGUGAGUCGGAAAAGAUACAUAGAGCGGUAAUCCUACGGCUGAGGGCAGAGAUCAUGGCAGUGCACAUCACCAAAAUUUACGUAAUAAAGGGCGACGCCACAAAGGGAAAGGUCGCUGAAUGAGAGGUUGUUGCUCCCGCAUCAUCGAUGACCCAACCAUAGCAUGCGCAUUUCUCUUAUAGUUUUUUAUGUUUUUUAUCAACGAUUACUAUGUAAUAAUUAUUCUCGUACAUAAAAAUUUAAGAAGAUAAUAUAGUGUGAGAUACCAAGUGUAAAAAGCGAGAAAGUCAAACUUAGAAUCGACAACAAAUCAGCAAUUGCUCUAAUUAAGAAUAAACCAAUUUUCUUAUAGUCAAUAUAAUCUAUUUAAACAAACUGAGUGACAUCUUGAUCAAAGCAUCUAUCUUUGUGAUAAUGCCCUUAAAGACCAUUGCUUGAUCAGCAAAAAAAUGUGUUCACGGUACGUAAUGAAGGUUCUUGAUCGUUUCCAAAUUGUGGAGAUAGCGCACUCUUUUGAUCGUCAUGGAUUUUUGUUAUCUGGCUUUUACACAUGUAAUACAUACUUUCUUAAGAUUCAAUCAUAUGCUCUGGAAUGAUUUAUAACUAAAAUUUGAUGUCAUAAAGUAAAAAUUCAAGUCAUGUAUCUGAUCUCUUUCAAUGAUCAAGCUAUGAACGUAAGAAAACAAUUUAAUGCAGUAUGUGAGUUUAAUAAAAGUCUAAACAAACACUACACAUCUUUUUGCUGCACAGUGUACGCUGUAAAGUUUUGUUUCUCUCUUCCUCAGACGAUUUGGUUUGUCCGAAAACAAAUUCAUCAAAUCUUUGAUAAACUGGUUUGGAUCCAUUGGAUGGUAGGAGAUAUGGCAGAUCAUGCUAUUUUUAAUGCCUUUUUUUUUGAACAAACUAUUUUUAAUGCCUUUAUACACACGUUUCCUUUACUCUAUAAUGUCAAACUGUUUUAAAUUUAUAUUUUCACUUAAUUAGCAAAAUUUCUUUGUUAUUCUCGGAAGGUAGGUGUUCUGUGUUGUAGUCGUUCAAAAAAAAAAGGUGUUCUGUGUUGUGUUUGAUUACAUCUACUCCACAAAGUUAAAGCUAAAAGAAUUGGAGACUUAAUGUUCAAAAAAAAAUCGGAGACUGAUUAGCAGAUCAAUUAUAUCUAUCUUAUUAAAAUUCAAGUACAAAUUAGGUUUGUUUGGAAACAUAGCAAUGUUUUAAAACAUAGAUCGUAGUUUUAAAGAAAAAAGUUUGUUUGAAAACAUGAAUUGCAGUUUUAAAAAGAAGGUUUGUAUGGAAACAUAUAUUGUAGUUUUAAAAAAUAUGUUUAUUUGAAAACAUGGAUAGUUGUAUAUUAAGAAAAAAAAAGUAAUGGAUUUAUAUUUUUAAGAAAAUUUGGAAGUCCAUUAUAUUAUGAGAAACUCUCUAUCUGGUCCUAAUUGGGUUCGGUUCAGGUCUGUUUAGAUUUCGGAUUUCCGGGGUCAAAGAUUUCAGCCUCAUUCGAAUAUUUCUAAAUUUCAGUUCAGGUUCGCUUCGGAUUUUUGCGGGUUCCGUUCGAGUUCGGAUAACCCAUUUAAAUUACCUUAUUUUAAAAUUCAUUAUAUAUUUGUAUACUUUAAAUUUCUCAAAAACUAUAAAAAAUAAUAUAUUAAAUAUAAAUUUGAAUAACAUAUGUCAGAAUACCUAAACUUAACAUAUAAAUUAUUUUAGUUCAAAUAUUUGGAUAGAGAAUCAAUAAUUAUUUUAAGUUUUUUGGUAUUUUAAGUAUACUUUUAAUAUUUUAUAUAUUUACUAUUGAUUAUUUGUACAUAUUUUCAAGUAUUUAAACCAGCUUAAAAGUAUCAUAUAUAUUUUAGAUGUUUUUAUAUAUAUUAAAUCUAAAAAUAAUUAAUAUAUAUAAGUAUAUUAAUCUAUUUUGGAUACAUUUGCGUAUCCGGAAUACUUUGGUUUGUUUCGGUUCUCGAAAAACCAAAAUUUUGAAUAAUUCGGAUAUUUAAUCAAUUUUGGUUUGGGUUUGAUACUACUUUUUCGGAUCGAGAUCGAGAUCGGUUCGGUUCUUCAGAUUCGGAUAUUUUUCCUAGUCCUUAGAUUAUUGACAUGAAAAAAUAAUAUAAGCAUAUUUUUGAAAAAUACAUCCGCGCGCCCGCGCGGAUCAAAGUUUAGUGUAUAUUUAUUUUAGACAAAUUACUCAAAAAUGAUUGUUCAGUUUAUUUGAGGAAAAUAGAUUUGCGGAUCAUUAAUCUACUAAUAAAAACAGUACUUUGUUCUAUUUCAUUUAGUCAAUUACUAAUUGCUCUCGAAAAAUAAAACACAACGGUACCUUUUCUGUUAUUUCCUUUUUCUUUAGGAUUUGUUUUUGUGUAAAUUGAAAAAAGGAAAAUAAAAGAAGAAACUUGGGACCGAAGACAUUCAGUUACUGAUCUUAUGACAUAUACGCGUUAGUAGCUUUAUUAUAUUUGUCGAAACUUCACCAAAGCUAUUAUUACCAGCUCUCAGAUUUCCCCUAAGCUCUCAUCUUUCUAUUGCAAUGGCGGGGCCAGAGUUGUACUUCGAGAAGUUUCUGGGAAAAGGCUCUUUCGGUUCUGUGAGUCUCUACAAGUACAAAAGACGUCACGACGGCAAGACCCUUUACGCAGCCGCAAAAACCUCCGACCAUAAACACGCCGAGUCUCUCUACAUUGAGUUUCAGAUCUUGUCUGAACUCAAAGGAUGUCCGAGAAUCGUCCAGUGUUACGGGACCGAAGUGCUAGAGAGACGUAACGAAGAAGGUUGCUUGGAGUACAAGAUUCACAUGGAAUACGCACCUGGAGGAAGCUUGAAGAGUUUCUCUAACCAAUUCCAAGACAAGAAGCUGCCUGAUGCUUUAGUCCGAGAUUUCACUCGUAUGCUUCUAGAAGGCUUAGCCACCAUCCACGGACGCGGGUACGUUCACUGCGAUCUCAAACCAGCAAACAUCCUCGUCUUCCCCAGUUAUAUCAACAAGAACGGUGCGUGGAGAUCGUCUCACGAGUUGAAGAUUUCGGAUUUCGGGUUGACGAGAAGAGAUGGAGACAACACCUGGUGGCAACCUCAUCAUCCCUUUGCCGGAACAGCGAUCUACAUGUCUCCCGAAUCGAUUUCUCACGGAGAGACAGGGAAGGGACUUGACUUGUGGUCUUUGGGAUGUAUUGUACUAGAGAUGUACACGGGACAAAGACCGUGGUGGCAUACAGACUACAAACUGAACGAUCUCAAGAACUGCCACGGGCCUUUGAUUCCAAGAGAUCUUCCUUUUGACGCAAAACUCUUUCUGAUGACAUGCUUCUCUCCCGAGGCAGAUGAUAGAAAAGACGCGUCGACUUUGGUGAAUCAUAUCUUCUUGCGUGGAGAUGUUGUUAGUAAGAUCACAGAGUCGUCUCCUAUGAGUGCCAAGACUGGUAGUAACCCGAGGAAUAUCAGUCUGGAGUUGGAGAAACUUAGACAGAGGCUUUCGGAUAUGAGGUCUAUUUUUGUAUAGACUCGUGGAAGUGAAGAGUCAAUGCGUAGGUAGCAAGACCAUGUCGUUAUUGUUCAGCUCAACUUUGAAUUUUUUUCAUUAGUAGAAUUAUGUAACAGUUUUUUUGGUAUAUCACUGAAUUUCAAGGUAUUGUUGUCCAUGUGUUAUGUACGACUUUGUAUUAUUAAGAAAAUCAAUGGAAAUCACAUUGACAAGUUCUAUUACUGAACCUUUUUUUUUGUUCAAGUUUCUAUUACUGAACUUUUUUUUUUGUUCAAGUUUCUACUACUGAACUUUAUGUGAACAACUUGCAAUAGUUUCUCUGCUAUAAUCUUGGUUAAGUAAAAACAUUGAACUCUUUUAGUGAUAUAUCAUAGCUCAGGCCUUCCUUUGUCUCUGGCUCUCUGCUCUUGGUCGCACUUAGUUUAAUCCUAAUUUUUCAACUUAAUUACAACUAACACGGAGUUAAUCAAUUAGCUUCUGCAGGUUCAAACAUAUGGCCCGGUUAAUAAUUGGCACAUCAUAAAGCUCAGUACUAGUAUCUAAUCACCAACAACAUUAAAGGAACCACUUUGUUUUGAUUAAUAAGAACCCUCUAUAUUAGAUUAGAAUAAAAUUUUAGUUACCUAACAAAUGUAUAAAAAUG